CUCCCCUAUAAACCAGAUUCAGAAGACUUUGCCUUAUUGGUUUGUUUGGACUGUCAAACUCUCGCAACUCUCCAAAAGUUCCCAACUUCACAACUCUACUGGGUUCUCACUCACUCAGUCCACCAUGAACAUCUUCAAGAAGAAGACCUCGCCCAAAGAGGCUCUCAGGGAAAGCAAAAGAGAAAUGAGUGUUGCUACAAGAGGUAUUGAACGUGAGAUCGCAUCUCUUCAGUUGGAGGAGAGGAAAUUGGUGGCGGAGAUUAAGAAAACGGCUAAAACUGGAAACGAGGCUGCCACAAAAAUCCUGGCUCGUCAGCUCGUUAGGCUACGCCAACAGAUUACUAACUUGCAAGGAAGUCGUGCCCAAAUAAGAGGUGUAGGUACCCAUACACAGGCAUUAUACGCAAGCACUUCUAUUUCCACAGGCAUGAAAGGUGCAACUAAAGCAAUGGUGGCAAUGAACAAGCAAAUGGCACCUGCAAAACAAGUCAAAGUGAUUAGAGAAUUCCAGAAGAACGCAGCACAAAUGGAUAUGACGAUAGAAAUGAUGUCAGAGUCUAUUGAUGAAACCUUGGACAAAGAUGAGGCUGAAGAGGAAACAGAGGAGCUCACUAACCAGGUGCUCGAUGAGAUUGGUGUUGAUAUUGCAUCCCAGUUAUCUUCAGCUCCAAAAGGCAGAAUUGCAUCAAGAAAUACUGUAAAUGUAGCUCCGAGGAAUGCUGAAAAUGUGGCUUCAAGGAAUGCUGAAAAUGUAGCUCCAAAGAAUGCUGCAAAUGUUGUUAACAGUUCUGAAUCGCCCGACGUUGAGGAUCUUGAGAAGAGGUUGGCCUCUCUGCGACGUUUGUGAUCCCGUUAAGCAUUCGGUGCACACACCUUGAUCAUCAUCAUCAUAAUACAUCAUUCGUGUAAAUUUAAUCAACUUACAAAGCAAAACCAUAAGAAAAGAAGAAUAUAUUGUAAUAAUAGUGGGACUCCCUGGAUGAUAUAUUUGUUUUAGCAAUUAUUUGGAUUGGAUGGAGACGGAUUCUACUAUAUAACAACCAAAGUUGUUAGACUCUCGUA
Messenger RNA from Malus domestica (apple), 1062 nucleotides. RefSeq names its product vacuolar protein sorting-associated protein 2 homolog 2. Gene Ontology annotation, biological process: protein transport; late endosome to vacuole transport; endosome transport via multivesicular body sorting pathway. Gene Ontology annotation, cellular component: ESCRT III complex; multivesicular body. The record is from RefSeq and is a predicted model, not a curated record. Lineage: Eukaryota; Viridiplantae; Streptophyta; Magnoliopsida; Rosales; Rosaceae.